AUCGAGACCCGAUGCAAAAUGGUUGUUUUCGAAAAUUGAUUCUCCACAUGGCAUAUGUUUGGGAUACCGCAAGUCUCGGGAUACGAUAUGUAUCCAAGAAGCCAGAGUUUUCCAAGCAAGAUGAAACCAUAACUAUACACAAGGGUCACUGUCACUGUGGCAAAGUGCAGUUUCAAGUGGAAGCACCACGAGGAUUUGUUGCCAUAGACUGCGAUUGUUCCAUCUGUGUUGCCAAAGGGAUCCUUCACUUGAUGGUUCCUGCCGAGAAGUUGCAAAUCGAUGCACAAAGUCUAAAAGCUCUCUCUACUUACCAGUUCCACACAAAAGUAGCGAGACACACUUUUUGUUCUACUUGUGGAAUUCAUCCUUUCUAUACUCCCCGUUGUAAUCCUGAAAGUAUAUCUAUCAAUGUCCGCUGUUUAGAUCCCUCAACUUUAGGAACCGUUUGCAUCGAGUUUUUAGAUGGUAAAAAUUUUACAGGCUCCUUAUCGAUAGGAAAUAACGGAGUUUAUUAUUUGAAAGAUAACCAGAAGAAGGCUGAACACUCAAUUCGUUGUUGAAUUGUUGAAGAUGAUGAUUGGAUUUUGUACCUUGCAAGGUUUUCAAGUUGGAAAUAAAGAGUCAAGUUACAAA
Molecule: messenger RNA, 633 nt
Organism: Galdieria sulphuraria
Lineage: Eukaryota; Rhodophyta; Bangiophyceae; Galdieriales; Galdieriaceae
Product: carbon-sulfur lyase
Exons: 3
Coding region: 12-560 (182 amino acids)
Molecular function (GO): carbon-sulfur lyase activity
Source: RefSeq, a predicted model, not a curated record